AGUUGUGUUGAUUUGAGGUCUGCUUCGAACUCCGCUUGAUUGCUGCAGUGUUCUGUUUACAAAUAUUCAGCGGUCAAUUAGCAUCGGACUUCGAGGAGUACGUAAAGUGGCUAUCGUUGUUUAGAAUUUAGUUUGCUGGUUCCAGGUUGCAGGUUGCAGUGCUAGGUGUUGGUACAUCAGUCAUGGUUUAAGCAAUUGUUGAUGUCAUCUUUUGUACAAAAAGAAAUCUGUUUGCUGUUUAUACUUUGGACAGCUGUUUAAUCCAGAAUGGAGGAGAAAAAAGAUAGUCAGAAACACACUCUAGCUGAGCUUCUCCCCCCACCUGAAACAUCUGCUCCUACUACCACCACCAUUAGUAAGGCAGAUGUUAUCGCACAAAACCCCUUUGAAGACCAGCUCCCAGUCUCAGCAAGACAGUCACCUAGCAUGUCAAAUAUGACCAACAAUAUGCCUAAUAACAUGCAGGGCAAUAUGCCUAAUAACAUGCCAGGUAAUAUGCCUAAUAACAUGCAAGGUAAUAUGCCUAAUAACAUGCAGGGUAAUAUGCCCAAUAACAUGCAGGGAAAUAUGCCCAAUAACAUGCCAGGUAAUAUGCCCAAUAACAUGCAGGGAAACAUGCCAGGUAAUAUGCAGGGUAAUAUGCCUAAUAACAUGCAGGGCAACAUGCCUAAUAACAUGCAGGGUAAUAUGCCCAAUAACAUGCAGGGUAAUAUGCCUAAUAACAUGCAGGGCGGUAUGCCUAAUAACAUGCAGGGUGGUAUGCCCAAUAACAUGCAGGGCAACAUGGGUAAUAUGAACAAUAUGAAUAAACAAGGACAUGGAACAGGAAUGCCUCCACAAGGACCAGGCUCAGGCAAGAUGUAUCCACCCAAUCAACCAAUGGUAUUCAAUCCCUCCAAUCCCAACGCACCACCGAUUUACCCAUGUGGUAUAUGUCACAAGGAGGUUCAUGACAAUGACCAGGCAAUACUGUGUGAGAGUGGAUGUAACUUUUGGUUUCACAGGAUCUGCACCGGACUCACUGAUCCAGCAUUUACCAUGUUGAAGGCUGAAGUGUAUGCAGAAUGGGUCUGUGACAAAUGCUUGUCUACAAAGAAUAUACCUCUUGUUAAGUUAAAACCAUAAAGAUCUGAAAACUGUUUUCAUUUACUCGACUGUUUAAGGUGGGCUCAUCUCUAUGGCAUAGUGAUAAGUGGUUUGUGUGAAUUCGGAAGCUGUCUGUGAAGAUGAUGUUAUCCAGCUGGUCCAUGGAGUAAACUUGAUUACCAGUUAAUGUCACAAUCCUAGGACACAAUACAUCAAUGUUGUAUCAGUAUACCAUAUAUACAUCAAUGAGAUUUUCAUCCCCCUCGUUUAAAAUUCAAUCAACCAGUUUGAACUUGGAAACCAUGUUCAACCAUUUAUCACCAUGCUUAUCAAUCUGUAUGGUAGUGAUGGUGCAUUCUGGGGUGACAUGGUCUGUUUCAAGUAAAAUGAGAACCCAUCAUCUUUGGGAUGACUGUUUAUUGUUAGGAUAUCAAAUAUCCUUGUCACAGUGUUACAUUUCUUGCUGUUCCUAACUUAAAGAGGUGAGUCCACCACAAUUCAUGCUCCAUACCAGUCAUUUUCAUGUCAUACAGAUGCAUUUCAAUGAAUUUAUCAUCCACUAAAUCAUCCUUUACACCAAUAUAUGUUCAAAAUGAAGAGAUUCACAGAGAUUGAGAUAUGUAAAAACAGCUCCAGAUUAGUGAAUGUCUGUUUUGGCUUGUUGUUUCAGCCUUUCUUCAGUGUUAAUGACAAAUCUUUGAAUAGGCAUGAACAUGUUUGAUACAUAAUGAUGCUGCUUUAUGGCUGUUGCGACCGUUCGUUGUGCGUAGGUGUGAAACUUUUCAGAGGAUGUUCAUCAGCUGAUGAAGGAUUACGCACAUACUUGAAACUUGAUUCCUAAUUUCAAAUCAUUUUCUCUCCUGUGAGCAGUACAUUCUUUGUUUUGAACACCUAGGUAUUAUCAUGAACUCCUGAGGCUGUUCAUGAUGUAGAGGGGCGGUCAGGUAGCCUAGCGGUUAAAGCGUUCACUCGUCAUGCCGAAGACCCGGGUCCGAUUCCCGACCUAGGUACAAUGUGUGAAGCCCAUUUCUGGUGUACCCCGCCAUGAUAUUGCUGGAAUAUUGCUAAAAGCGGUGUAAAACCUUACUCACUCACUCACUCACUCACCCAUGAUGUAGACUGUUGAUCAUACUCAAUCCCCUUAAAUUAAAUGGCAAGUGACUUACAUAUGUCUUUUUCAUCUGAUUUGUGUUUAGUAAUUUGGUAGAAGUGUAGUUUGUUCAUGUUUGUUGUGUUUAGUUUGUGAACCAGACAUGAGAAUUUCUGUUUAUAUUCAAAAACAUGUGUCUAGAUUUGGUACUUGACUAACACAGCACACUUUAUUCAUAAGUUGUCUUGUCUUCAAUUGCUUCUCUCAUGGUUGUGUUAACAUUCUAACAUACAGAAUAUUGUAUUACAGACUUGUCUGAUACUCUACAUGUAUUUGUAAAAGAAUAUAAAGGCAUUAAUUCUGAAA
Haliotis rufescens (red abalone) is the source of this 2542-nucleotide messenger RNA. RefSeq names its product protein pygopus-like. The coding region runs from base 268 to 1125 and encodes 285 amino acids. The record is from RefSeq and is a predicted model, not a curated record. The transcript has 3 exons. NCBI's taxonomy places the organism in Eukaryota, Metazoa, Mollusca, Gastropoda, Lepetellida, Haliotidae.